This is a messenger RNA of Salarias fasciatus (jewelled blenny), 3953 nucleotides long. RefSeq names its product cytohesin-1-like. Gene Ontology annotation, molecular function: guanyl-nucleotide exchange factor activity. The coding region runs from base 478 to 1497 and encodes 339 amino acids. The record is from RefSeq and is a predicted model, not a curated record. Gene Ontology annotation, biological process: regulation of ARF protein signal transduction. NCBI's taxonomy places the organism in Eukaryota, Metazoa, Chordata, Actinopteri, Blenniiformes, Blenniidae. The transcript is spliced from 12 exons.
ACACAUUUGUCCUGAUAGUCAUUUAGCUGAAGGACUGCUUCCCUCCUCUGCUCUCGCUGGGAUAAAUGCCUGAGGAUUAGGGUGGCAGGGAGGCUGGACUCGAGGACCCGUGGAUUGGGAUUGAGGAUUGUGAAAAUCGGUCAAGGCUUCUUUAUUUUCUCUCUGUGGGAAACUUAAGACUGGACAUCAAGAAAUGGAGUAAAUUCACUGCGUCUGAGGCAGACCUGUGGGUUCCGGAGCUGCAGCGCCGUUGGUGUGAGAACGAAACACUGACUCAAUUUUCGGGGCCGCGCUGGUUCUACAGAGACGGGAACUUUCUCUGUGCCCGAUGACCUCAGCCCGGAGGAGCGACAGGAGCUGGAGAGCAUCCGCCGCAGAAAACAGGAGCUGCUGCUGGACAUACAACGGCUGAAGGAUGAGAUAGCAGAGGUGACCAGUGAGAUUGAAAGCCUGGGCCUGACUGAAGAGAGGAAAAGCAUGCAGAGGAAUAAACAGAUGGCCAUGGGCCGGAAAAAGUUCAACAUGGAUCCCACAAAGGGGAUUCGCUUCCUGAUAGACAGCUCCCUGCUAAAAAACACCAGCGACGACAUCGCCCAGUUUCUCUACAAGGGAGAGGGGCUCAAUAAGACGGCCAUCGGAGACUACCUGGGGGAGCGAGACGACUUCAACAUCGAGGUCCUGCACGCCUUCCUGGAGCUGCACGAGUUCACAGACCUGAACCUGGUCCAGGCGCUCAGGCAGUUCCUGUGGAGCUUCAGGCUGCCCGGCGAGGCCCAGAAGAUCGACCGCAUGAUGGAGGCGUUCGCCCAGCGCUACUGCCACUGCAACCCCGGGGUCUUCCAGAGCACAGACACCUGUUACGUGCUGUCAUUCGCCGUGAUCAUGCUGAACACCAGCCUACACAACCCCAACGUGAAGGACAAGCCGUCCGUUCAGAGAUUCACGGCGAUGAACCGAGGAAUCAACGACGGCGGAGACCUGCCGGAGGACCUGCUCAGGAACCUGUACGACAGCAUCAAGAACGAACCCUUUAAGAUCCCAGAGGACGACGGGAACGACCUCACACACACCUUCUUCAACCCCGACAGGGAAGGCUGGCUGCUCAAACUCGGAGGCGGGCGGGUGAAGACCUGGAAGCGGCGCUGGUUCAUCCUCACCGACAACUGCCUCUACUACUUCGAGUACACCACUGACAAGGAGCCCAGAGGGAUUAUUCCACUGGAAAAUCUGAGCAUCCGAGAAGUGGAGGACUCCAAGAAGCCGAACUGCUUCGAGCUCUUCAUCCCCAACCACAAAGAUCAGGUGAUCAAAGCCUGCAAGACGGAGGCGGACGGCCGCGUGGUGGAGGGGAACCACACCUUCUACCGGAUCUCCGCCCCCACCGCCGAGGAGAAGGACGAGUGGAUCAACAGCAUCAAAGCGGCCAUCAGCAAAGAUCCCUUCUAUGAGAUGCUGGCGGCCCGGAAGAAGAAGGUGUCGUCCAUGAAGGGACUGUAGAGCCGCUGGAACACCAACCUGGAAGCUUGAAGCUCCGGCUCUGCCUGAGGGACACUGAGACCUGGUUGUAAAGAGGCUCCUCCCCUUUCUGCAGGUUUGACCUCACGCUGCAUCUCAAGAUGAAAGUAUUCACUCUUCUCUCUCGUUAAAUGUUACUUCGAUGCAGUACUGUAACAGCUUUGAGCCCUCUGGGCAGGACGAUUCUGGAAAUCUCCCGCAGUGUGUCAGAGGGACUGGAGUCCGUCAACACGGGCCUCAAACCCACAGCCUGUCAAAGUGUAAAUUAUGAAGGAUCGUUAAAGUGACUUUCUCUCCAGAUUGUGGCCACGUUUCUUGAAGGAUGCGUUCUGACGGGGCAGGUUUGGUUUAUCGACACAUAGCAUCUCUCCGUCGGUGCUUCACUUCUUCAAGGCUCAACAUUUCAAGUAAAAACGCGUCUUUUUUUUUUUGUUUCCGUUUGACGUCCGAAAUCAAAGACUGUGCAGGAGUUGGUCCACCGAUCCACCUCAUUCUGAGGCUGCUUCGGCUCCUUGAUGCAUUUCAGAAGCUGUCAGACUCCCCAGCUGGUAUAAAUGACUCCACAUCCUCCUGCAGCUUCUCUCUGGAAGGUUUAAAGAUUGAACAAUACCGUGCAGACAGUUUCAGGCUGAAGUGACAAAAUGACAUUCAACCAUUACGUAUGACUGUGUGUGAUUGAUCCUCUCAAAAAUAAUCUAUUAUAUAGAGAUUGUAAUUUUUAGGAUUCCUAAAUCAUCUUUCUCCCCAAAGCACAUGAAGAUUAUUAAUUAGCCGGAGAGCAAAUCUGGAUGAAAUGCCAUUUCUGAAACCUUUGCACGGUACUGUCCAGCAUCCUGUACCUGCCUUUUUUUUUUCUUUUUUACAGUGUAAGAAACGAUCACCAUCUUGUAUUAAUCCAUCCAGUUUCUCCUGUUUCCAGAGUUCAUCUCAUCAGUCCUUCAACGUUCAGUUCGUUCAUAUAUUAGUUUUUUCUUUCAAAAUGAAGGUAAUGCAUAGUUAAAAUAUUUAUUUAUCCAGAUUUUCUGUAAUUUAUUGGUUGUUUUGUCUCAUUAAAAAGCUUGAAAGCCGCUGCUUUGGUUUUCAUUGGAGAUGAAUUUGCGUCUCAUCAUGACUUGGCUUUCUUUGUCACGUGUGGAAAAGAACAACUAAACCCGUUAUGAAGCUUUGCUGUUUGGAAACAGUUCAAAGACAUGUCGAGCUCUCGAAACCAUAAAAAUGUAAACAGCGCUCAUGACGACUUGUUUUACGUAUUGUACUGGGAGAUUUUUUUUAAGUACCUGUUGUAAAAUGCCUGUGUGAGACUUUCACUGGGUGUUGCUGUGAAAACAAUGAGUCACACUCUGGCAUGGCGUUAUCAAAGCCAUCAGCGAAAAGAGAUCACCCACUCCACGCCUGAUGUUUCCAGCAAGUGUUUUUCACACCACUUGGAAACCGAUUAAAAAAAUAAAUAAAAAAUCUGCCACUGCUUUGAGGAAAUGAGAUCAAUCAGAUGACAGCUCGACGAUCAUCAGUCCUGCUGAAGACUGUCCAAGUUCAAACUUUUUUUUUCUAUUGCCUCUAUUCUGGACAGUUUGGCUUUUAAUGUGUUUGAAGAUAGGGACCAAACCUGUGCAGUACGGUUAAAAAGUCACUCCUUUAAUUUACAAAGUUAACGCGGGGCGGCCUGUACAGUUGGCAGAGCUGUAAACACUCCUCCAGGGACUGUCCUGCUUCUCUCCACCUUCACAGUGUCCAUUUCAUCCCCACCUCCCAUUUUAUUUAGUCACGCAUGCAACAAGGAGCAGUGGAGGUGUUGAUUUUUUUUUUUUUUUUUUUAAACGCUUGUAGUCGGUGACGCUACAAACCGUGAAAUCCAGUGCGAUGAUGUCGGGUGUUAGAAGACAAACGGUUAUGACUGAAGACAAGAGGGUUCCAGUUUUCGGCGCAGAGUCCGUUCUGGCGGCGCCGGAGACGACGUGGAGUCCCGGCGUGCCGCUCGCGCUCCGGCUGGAGCGAUCCGACCUCCCGAGGCCUCGACCUGAGACGAGCUGCUGUCUCCUGCGAACAGAGACACGGCUGGUUAAUAAGAGACUCCCGAUACCGACGCUCCUGCUGGCAGAGAUCGGCCUCGCCACUAGAGGGCGGCCAUGCGCCUGACGAGUGAGAACCGUGACACCGUCUGACCCCGAGUCUGUCCUCCUCCUAACAAUAGUCGAUCCUGAUAAAACCUUUUCUGCUACCGGGGAUCUGGCAGAGCGUCUUGUGUUUUUUCCUGUCGGAGGACAGACGUGACGAGGAGAACAGAUCCCCGGCUGCUCCGCAUUUCAAACAGAUUUACAGAAAUACUGAAGCAACAAAAAUGCUUUCUAUUUAUUUAUACUUUCAUUUUAUUCAUGUCAAUUGUGACUAUGUCCUCUGGGAUGAAAUAUUUUUAGAUUUUAUUAAAUUCUAAGCUUGAA